AUGUCUGCGAUGACCACGAACGCCGCGAAGCCCUUCCGCAUUCUCGACCUCCCGCCCGAAAUCCGCACCAAGAUCUACAUCCUUCUCUGCACCUCCCCAACGCCCUCCGUUUCGCUCUCUGCCGUCUCCUCGCCCUUCGCGGAGCCAAUCCACCCAUCUUUCCCUCAGAACCUCCUCCUGACAAACACGCAGCUCUACCACGAGCUGCGACCCCUCUACUUCACCACCAACAGCUUCAGUCUGACCAUCCGCCGCCGCAAUGACGACUGGUCUUACUUCCUCGCUGCUCCCUUCCUCGACAAUCGUCGCCAGAUACACAGCCUGCGGGUCGUGGUUGUGAGGUGGGGGACCAAGGAUUUCUUCUGCAAGAGCUUGAUCCCGGUUCUGGAGGACUGUGUUUUGAACGGGAGGUUGAGGCAGCUGGAGGUUGUGGUCCGGGAGGGGUUCUUGAAGGGGCUGGCUCAAGGAGAGGGGGAGGGCUUUGAGAAUUGGAAGAGAUUGACGGUCUUGUUGGGAGAUCCGUAUCUGGAGAGGGUGAAGCUACUGGCUGGGGCUGUCGAUGAAGGGUGUGGUGAGCUGUCGGAAGGCGGGUUGAUCCACUUGAGAGAUGUCACGGAGCUUCUGAGGUUAAGAGGUGGAUGA
Messenger RNA from Drepanopeziza brunnea f. sp. 'multigermtubi' MB_m1, 642 nucleotides. The record is from RefSeq and is a predicted model, not a curated record. NCBI's taxonomy places the organism in Eukaryota, Fungi, Ascomycota, Leotiomycetes, Helotiales, Drepanopezizaceae.